CCCGUCCCCGUUCCCGUGCCCGCGUCGCCCUUCGCCGCCGCCCGACCCGAUCUCCCGUACGACGCUAGGGUUUCCGCCGCGGGUGUCUUUCCGCCGUAUGAGCAGCAGCCCCGCCAACCUGGACCGCCGGCACCGUCACCGAUCGUACCCCCAUGUCGUCCAAGAAGACCGCGGGCCCGUCCCGCGCCGCCGCCGGCGGCGCGAAGAAGGUGGCUAGUGGCGCGGGGGGCGUGAGCCUCCGGGCGCUGCGGGAGGGGCUUGCUCGCCAGAAGGAGGAGGAGGAGCGCAGGGCGCGGGAGCAGGAGCUGCAGGCGCAGGCGGAGGAGGAGAGGGGGCGGCGGGAGGCGGAGGAGGAGGAGGAGAGGAGGAAGCUGAGGGAGCAGGAGCUGAAGCGGAGGGAGGAGGACAGGCAGCGGAGGCGGCUGGAGGAGAGGAAGCGGGAGGAGAGCCGGCGCGCGGAGGAGGCGCGCAGGCGGCUCGGCAUCACCGCCCCCCUUGUUGAGGGCGGCGGUGCUGCUGGUGUGGAUGAUGGCCGGAAGAAGCGGCCGGUGUAUCACUCCAGGAGACCUGCGUUGAAGCCCAAGACUGUCGAAUCUGAAGCUGAUGUGGGAGGAGACCAGGGCUCGAGCGGUGUUUCGCAAGAAGAGGAAAACAGCGCCGCCCUCAAUGAGGCGCUCAAAUUGGGGGAGGGAUCAAGCGAUGGAUCAUUGGAAGAGGACAGAACAGCAAUCGGUGAUGAUGAUGAUGAGGAGGAGGAUGCUUGGGAUAGCAAGAGCCUCGAUGAAUUUGAUGUCAUGUCUGCUGCUGGCAAUUCUCACUCAUCUGGUUCUGAAGAAGAUAUCAAAGAGAAACAUGUUAUCUCCACUGCUCCGGUCGUUAAUCCAGACAAUGCAGUCAAUGAGAUUGUGGAGGAUAUCUUCGACGCUCAGGAUGUAGCUUCAGGAGAUGAAAAGGAGCUUCGGGCACCGAUAUGCUGCAUCCUUGGGCACGUGGAUGCCGGAAAGACGAAGCUCCUCGAUUGCAUCCGGGGCACCCAUGUGCAGGAGCGGGAGGCCGGGGGCAUCACACAACAGAUUGGCGCCACCUACUUACCGGCUGAAAACAUCAGGGACAGGACGAGUUUAAAAGCUGAAACCGCCAUCAAAGUUCCUGGUUUGCUCGUGAUUGACACCCCUGGCCAUGAGUCCUUCAGUAAAAUGCGCUCAAGGGGAUUGAGUAUGUGUGACGUCGCCGUGGUUGUCGUCGAUAUUACGAAGGGGCUUGAGAAGCAGACAGUUGAAUCCCUCCAUCUUUUGAGACGCCACAAUGUGAGCUUCAUUGUCGCCUUGAACAAGGUUGACCGGCUCUAUGGGUGGAAGGAAUGUACCAAUGCACCAAUAGUCGAGGCGCUCAAGAAGCAAUCUGAUGACGUCAAAAGUGAAUACAAAUGGAGGUUAACUAAGGUUGUAACAGAUUUUAAGGAAAAUGGCUUCAACACUGCUCCUUACUAUGAAAACAAUAAGAAGAAAAAAGUGGUUAACAUUGUCCCGACCAGUGCUGAAAGCGGUGAAGGUGUGCCAGAUCUUCUACUGCUACUGGUGCGAUGGCUGCCUGACAUAAUUACAGAUAAGCUGGCCUAUGACGAUACAGUAGAGUGUACAGUACUAGAAGUCAAUGAACAUAAAGAUUUGGGAACUACUAUUGACGUAGUACUGAUUAAUGGUGUGCUGCGCCAAGGGGAUCAAGUAAUUGUUUGCACUAAACAGGGGCCUGUUACAACCAUUAUUAGAGAUUUGUUGACCCCUCAUCCAAUGAAAGAACUCAAAGCUAAGGGUGCAUAUAAGCAUCACAAGGAGGUCAGAGCUGCGCAGGGGGUAAAAAUUGUGGCACGGGGACUUCAAUAUGCAAUGGCUGGCACUUCUCUCAUUGUAGUGAAGCCAGGGGAUGAUUUGCGACAAGCUGAAGCAGCUGCAAUGCAAGAGAUUGAUAUGGCCAUUAGAACGACAGAUGAGAACGAAAAGGGAACAAAAACUCAAGAAGUUAGUAGUAUCAAGACUUGCAAGGAGGGCAUCUAUGUGCAAGCUUCCAGUGUUGGAACCUUGGAAGCUAUCAUUGCGCACUUGAAGAGCAGUAGUGUGGACAUUCCUGUUUAUGCUUGGAACUUAGGACCCGUGUACAAGCAGGAUGUCAUGAAGGCAAGUGCCAUGCUGAAGCGGAAAGAAGAGUAUGCAGUCAUCUUGGCCUUUGACGUCAAAGUGAUGCCUGAGGCUAGUGCCCUUGCAGCUGAAUCAGGGUUGAAGAUUAUUACUGCUGAUACGGUAUAUAGGCUCGUCAACAUCUAUACUGAGCACAUUAAGGGAUUGAAGGAAGCGAAGAAAAUGCAAUUUGCAGCUGAGGCAGUUUUCCCAUGCACCCUGAAGAUUCUGCCAAACCGUGUCUACCAUAGCAAGGAUCCAAUUGUUUGCGACGUUGAAGUUGUGGAAGGUGUCGUCAAGGUGGGAGCCCCGAUAUGUGUCUUCACCCCGAGCAAGGAUAAAAGCAAGAAUAUAAUAGUUCAUAGCCUCGGGAGGAUCUCCUCCAUGCAAACGUCCAAUGGCAAUCAGAUUUUCUUGGCCAGGAAUGGAGUUGUGGCCAUAAAGAUAAGCGGUGACAGCCCUCAGGAGAAAUCCCGGUCUUAUGGACGCCAUUUUGAUUCUAGCAAUGAGCUGGUCAGCGAGAUCUCGAGGAGAUCCAUCGAUGUGCUCAAAGAGUGCUUUCGGGAUGAAAUGAGCGCUGAAAAUUGGCAGCUUAUCAGCAGGCUGAAGACACAGUUCAAGAUAGCCUGAAGCGCUGGGAGAUUUUUAUUUUACCAUAGUUUCUUUUCUCCAUUCUUUUCCCUUUCUGUUCUGUGCCUCAAGACACUUACAGCUAUGUGGGCUUAUCGCUUAUGUAUUGGUUUUUCGGGUCGGAAUGAUGAAAGUCUUGGAACACAUAUUUACCUAUAUUUGCAAUUUUGUAAAGCUCAGAAUGUUGAACCUGGA
Molecule: messenger RNA, 2999 nt
Organism: Triticum urartu
Lineage: Eukaryota; Viridiplantae; Streptophyta; Magnoliopsida; Poales; Poaceae
Product: eukaryotic translation initiation factor 5B
Biological process (GO): translational initiation
Cellular component (GO): cytoplasm; mitochondrion
Molecular function (GO): GTPase activity; GTP binding; translation initiation factor activity
Source: RefSeq, a predicted model, not a curated record